This is a messenger RNA of Symbiodinium necroappetens, 345 nucleotides long. The record is from the annotation of a GenBank genome assembly. NCBI's taxonomy places the organism in Eukaryota, Dinophyceae, Suessiales, Symbiodiniaceae.
AUGCAGAUCGUGGUGCAGCACUGCCCUCCCGGCGAGUGCCCAUUGGUUGGAUACUCGGUUCAAUGUGACCGAGAAGUGAUCAAGGACAAGAUGCCCAGGCUGUACCGCCACCUGAGCCACCAGAUCGUGGAUGUUUCCAGUUUCUUCAUCGUUUCUCGCCUCUGGCUCCCCGAGCACUGGCAAUAUUGGGACCGGAAGUCCAGCACCUACAAUCACAGAGCUGUGAACGACGUGGAAGAUGCGAUCGAAGCUCUAAGAUGGGUGCGGGAGAAGUUCUUUUCCGAGAGCCUGCUUCCGUUUGGAGCAGCGAAAGAGACUCUUCCAACGGCGGCUUCUCUUCUCUGA